Messenger RNA from Galleria mellonella (greater wax moth), 1489 nucleotides. RefSeq names its product RNA-binding protein with serine-rich domain 1-A-like. Gene Ontology annotation, molecular function: RNA binding. The transcript is spliced from 7 exons. Gene Ontology annotation, biological process: mRNA splicing, via spliceosome. The coding region runs from base 157 to 1047 and encodes 296 amino acids. NCBI's taxonomy places the organism in Eukaryota, Metazoa, Arthropoda, Insecta, Lepidoptera, Pyralidae. The record is from RefSeq and is a predicted model, not a curated record. Gene Ontology annotation, cellular component: ASAP complex; nucleoplasm; cytoplasm.
GUUCCAUCCCCUUUUAAAUUCGAUUUAACCCGAAAACACAAAAUGGAGUUGGCAAUUCUAGGCCAGACGCGCUUGUGUUAUUAGAUUUGUAUCCUUCUUUUGAUUAUUCAUGCAAAUAUAAAACUAUUUACGUUACAAUAUUAAUGAAAUAAUAACAUGGCACGUAAUAAGUCACCAUCAGCUUCGUCGGAUAAAGAGAAAAAGAAAAUAAAUAAAGAGAAUAAAAAGAAGAAAGGUGAUUCGGGAUCCAGUAGCAGCGAUAGUAGUGGAAGUUCAUCAGAGAGCAGUUCGUCACGAUCAUCUUCACAUUCAUCAUCAAGUAGUUCAGGCAGCUCCUCUCGAUCGUCUUCAUCUUCAAGUUCUUCUAGUAGUAGCAGCAGUAACCAUGAUCGUACAAGACCAAAGAAGAAAACUGGCGAUGUUCAUAAUAAAAGUCCUAUAAAGGAUAGACGCGAACCAGAUAGGGAUAAAAUAAGAGACAGAUCGCCUUUGGGUGAUAAGAAGAAAUUAUCAGCACCACCUAACGAUAAAGUAAAAACCAAGGACAAGCAUGACAGAUCACCAGCACGUAAAAAGCGCGAACGUUCCCCUCCCCCGAGACCAACACGUAUCCAUAUUGGAAGGCUUUCAUUAAAUGUAACUCGGGAUCAUAUACAUGAAAUAUUUUCGACAUAUGGUAGUGUGAAGGCUGUAGAGUUCCCAAUGGAUCGACUGCAUCCCCAUAAUGGACGUGGUUAUGCUUAUGUGGAAUUUAGCAAUCCGGAUGAAGCAGAAAAUGCAAUGAAACACAUGGAUGGAGGACAAAUCGAUGGGCAAGAGAUCACCGCGGCUCCGGUGUUGGUGCCAUCGCGGCCCCGGCGACCGUCACCGCGCCUGCCGCCGCCGCGACACGCGCCGCCUCGACGACACUCUCCACCAAGGUACCGCCGCCGCAGCCCGCCGGCGCGCCGCCGCUCGCCGCCACGUCGCCGCCGCUCGCGGUCGCGAUCACCACGCGCGGCACCCCGCCGCCGCCGCUCCAGGUCCUCCUCCUCCUCCUCCCGUUAACUCCUCCACACAAACAUACACGUGACCACUCAUAUACACAACCAUAUACAUACAAUCACAGAUACACACAAAUACAACAGCAAUAUAAUAGCUAUUCUAAGGAGAUCAUCAUUCAUUAACCCCAAUGAUCAAUUCCAGAAACAUCUGGGAGGUAAGUAUUAUCCGUUUCCUGUAUUUUAUCUGAAAAUUUAUAUGAUCUGCAAGGUAGUAGAGGUUCUGAGGUAAGUAGUGUUCUGUCGGUUUAUGUGCAAGGAAGUCGUGUUUAACCGAUAUUAAUGGGACGUUUUUGUUACAAAAGCUUGCAAAAUGGAAACGCAACAUAAUGGGCGGUCGUGCAGAUGGACGAAUUCACAUAAAAUAGUGAACUGUUAAUGUAAUUAAUAUUAUUUUAUUAUUUGUAAACCAGAAGAUUCUUGACUUUGUCAAUAAAUUGUAAUAGUAA